This is a messenger RNA of Ricinus communis (castor bean), 1927 nucleotides long. RefSeq names its product probable flavin-containing monooxygenase 1. The coding region runs from base 161 to 1723 and encodes 520 amino acids. Gene Ontology annotation, molecular function: NADP binding; flavin adenine dinucleotide binding; N,N-dimethylaniline monooxygenase activity. Lineage: Eukaryota; Viridiplantae; Streptophyta; Magnoliopsida; Malpighiales; Euphorbiaceae. The record is from RefSeq and is a predicted model, not a curated record. The transcript is spliced from 5 exons.
AUCAGAUCCAUUUUUUAUUUCAUGGAACCAAAUCCAACUGACUAAAGAAAUGAUCCAUUUUUUUAAUUAUUUUUUAUAAACACAAGAAACCUGCAUUGCAUUUAUAAUAUAUAUGUGUAUGAAAUUGGUAGCUUCUGAAAACUGAAGGAAGCAAGCAACAAUGGAGAAACAAAUAGCAAUCAUAGGAGCAGGCAUCAGUGGACUUGCUGCCUGUAAAUACACACUUUCAAAGGGUUUCAAACCCAUAGUUUUUGAAGCAAGAAGCAGCAUUGGAGGAGUAUGGGCUAAAACUAUUAAGACUUGUUGUCUCCAAACUCCCAAACAAGACUACCAAUUUUCAGAUUUUCCAUGGCCAGAUUCAGUAAAAGAAGAGUUCCCUACCCAACAGCAGGUCAUGGAUUAUCUCCACUCAUAUGCAAAACACUUUGACCUGCUCAAGCACAUCAAAUUCAAUUCUAAAGUUACAGGCAUUGACUAUAAAGGUCCUUCAGAUGAAGAAUUGGAGUCAUGGACGUUAUGGGGUGGCAAUGGUGAGGCCUUUAGCUCUAGAGGCAAAUGGAAUGUUAGAGUCCAAGAUAACCAAAACCUUUACAGUCAGAAAGAACAGGUAUACCAAGUGGAUUUUGUGAUCCUUUGCACAGGAUGGGCCAGUGAUGUUCCAAAUGUUCCAGAAUUUCCAUGUGGGAAGGGCCCUGAAGUAUUUCAUGGUAAAGUGAUACACUCCAUGGAUUACUAUGACAUGGAUCAUGAAAUUGCUCGUAACUUCCUGAAAGGGAAGCGAGUAACAGUCGUUGGCUUCCAAAAAUCUGCACUCGACAUCGCAAUGGAGUGCGCUACAGAAAAUGGGAUUGAACAUCCGUGCAGAGUUUUAUACAAGACAGCACAUUGGCAUAUCUCUGACGAAUUUCCAUGGGGAGUGCCUUUACCAUUACUAUACCUUAAUCGUUUCUCAGAACUCCUGGUUCAUAAGCCCGGUGAAGGUUUUCUUCUCAGUCUAUUGGCAACAAUCCUUGCUCCUUUGAGAUGGGCGAGUGCUAAAUUUGUUGAAAGCCAUAUCAAGCAUAAGCAUCCCUUGGAAAAAUAUGGAGUGGUACCCAACCAUGGUUUUCUUGAACAAAUUAAUUCUUGUUUGCUCACAACGUUACCAGAAAAAUUUUAUGAUAAAGUUGAAGAAGGAAGCAUCGUACUGACAAACGCUCCAAGAUUCAGCUUCUGUGAAGAAGGCAUUACUCUUGAUGGUCAAACCGAACCUCUAGAAACUGAUAUAGUCAUAUUAGCUACAGGAUUCAGAGGUGAUAAAAAGCUCCAAAACAUUUUUACGUCCAAAUUCUUUCAACACCGCAUAGUUGGGUCCCCUAAUGCAGCACUUCCCCUCUACAGGGAGUGCAUUAAUCCCCGGAUUCCACAACUAGCAGUAAUUGGAUAUUCAGAAAGUCUUUCAAACAUGUUUACUUCAGAGAUAAGAUGCAGAUGGCUGGCAGAGCUUCUUGAUGGAAAAUUCAAGAUGCCCAGCAUAAAAGAAGUGGAAAAAGAUUUGGAAAAUUGGAACAAAUUCAAGAAGAGAUAUGCAGGACCAUAUUACCAUAAAUCAUGCAUUGGGGGUCUUCAUAUUUGGUACAACGAUCAACUUUGCAAGGACAUGGGAUGGAACCCCAAGAGAAAGAAAGGAUUCUUUGCUGAAUUAUUUGAGCCUUACGGACCCCUGGAUUAUGCUUCACCUUGAAAUUGGUUGUCCGAGUCUCAUAAUGCAGCAAGUGGGGCCUGGGCACUCAUAGAAGUGUGAUUCAUGAAAAACUACAGUUCGUUAAUCUAGUUGUUUGGGUCUGCUGUUAUAUAUUUUUGAUAAGAGGUGUAAAUGGUGAUAAGUGAUUUCAUAUGUUAUUGUCACCUACAAUAAAAUGAAUAAACCACAGAAAACUUUGCAUCA